AUGUACCGCAUGGUAAAGUUUCAGCCGAGCGACCAGCUUUUCCAACGAAUCUUGUGGAGGAAUUUUGCUGAUGAACCAAUCCGUACGUAUGAGCUAACUACGGUCGCGUACGGAACUGCAUCCGCUCCAUAUUUAGCAACUAAAUGCCUGCAAACGCUGGCAAUAGAAGGAGCAGAUAGCUACCCUAACGCUGCUAAGUCUCUAAAGGAAGACUUUUACGUCGACGACUUGUUGACAGAAGUGGAAACAAUCGAAGACGGAAAGUUGUUGGUCCAGGAGAUGGUAGAAUUGACCGAGUCGGGAGGAUUCACCUUGAGGAAGUGGGUGUCUAACGAACCACAACUCCUAGGAGACUUGUCGGAAAACUUGCUCGAUGAUCGCACCACGCUGGAGUUAGAUUCGUCCAGCUCAUCUGUGAAGACCUUGGGAUUGCUGUGGGAGCAUCGAUCCGAUAGAUUCAUGUUUCGAUCACCCGCAUGGAACGAUCAUUCUCCCAUUACAAAACGAAUCGUCCUAGCCGAUGCAGCUCGUCUAUUUGAUCCUCUUGGUCUGAUUGGCCCCGUGAUAGUACAAGCCAAAAUCUUUCUUCAGCAACUAUGGAAGCAGAAGUGCGAUUGGGAUGAACCACUUGCAACCGAAUCCCAGAACUUCUGGCUGGAAUAUCGAAGAAACCUGCUUGCGCUGGAAUCGCUUCACGUUCCACGUUGGACAGGAUUCAGCACUACCUCCGUCAGUACAGAGAUCCAUGGGUUUUGUGACGCCUCGGAAGUCGCCUAUGGCGCAUGUCUCUACCUCCGGAGCACAUCGGCUGAUGGAUCAGUCACCGUACGGUUGAUCACGGCGAAAUCACGGGUUGCGCCACUAGAAGAUCCAGAUCGAAAGAAGAAAAGGCAAUCAAUCCCUCGAUUGGAGCUCUCGUCGGCCUUACUCCUAAGUCACUUGUACGAAAAACUUGUGUGUAGCAUUCAAACGCCCAUGUCGGCGUAUUUCUGGACAGAUUCAAUGAUUGCCAAAUGUUGGCUGUCCUCGCUUCCAUCCCGUUGGCAAUCAUUCGUCGCCAACCGCGUGUCAGAGAUUCAACACAUUACCAGAUCAGGUGUUUGGAAUCACGUGGCCGGUGUGGAGAACCCGGCAGACAUAAUUUCGCGGGGCAUGGCGCCCGUCCAACUUCAAUAUCAGAAGCGUUGA
Molecule: messenger RNA, 1188 nt
Organism: Topomyia yanbarensis
Lineage: Eukaryota; Metazoa; Arthropoda; Insecta; Diptera; Culicidae
Exons: 1
Coding region: 1-1188 (395 amino acids)
Source: RefSeq, a predicted model, not a curated record